AUGCGGUGGUCCUCAGCCUUGACAUUGCUCUCGGUCCUAGGAGGUGUAUCUCUGUCCUUCGCCAGCGAGGAAAAACCAUGUACUAUUCACAGCAACGGGAAAUAUUAUGACCUUAACCGUCUUAAAGCAAGCAAGGAUUACGAGUUCAAGACACUGGGCGGGCACGACGCAGUUCUGAACGUUUGCAGAGCGGUGCAGCACGAGACGUGGGGUUUGAAGACAGAAGACCCUUCGGAAGUAGCUGGAUUUAUUCGUAAAGACCACGGAGACUUCUCUAUAGGGAAGGUUAAUACAACGCUGACGGUCAAGGAUUCGAAUUUGUUACUCACUUAUCACGGCGGGUCGGUCUGCAAAUCUACAGACGGGCUGCGAGCGACAACGACCAUCAAGUUCAUAUGUGAUAGCUCAGUCUUCUCUGCUGGCGUGCCUCGCUUUGAAGCACAGUUCCCAGAGGAUGACGACACGGCAUGCGGGUUCUUCAUAGAAUGGCGCAGCCAUCUUCAAGGCUUCGAUCAGGUUCCCCAAUUCUCUUUAACCAGCAUGGUAUACCACGCUCGCCAUGCCAUAGACUGGCUCCGGGAAGCUAUUGCAACAGGUUCCUUCCACAUGCCGAACCCUUCGGCUACCAAUCCCGUUAGCCAUCAAUCCAGCGUCCAAGGCAUGCCGCACCCGCAACACCCUCGACCAAUCAACCGAAGCGGACGCCCAGAGACAAAUCCCUUCAGCCAUCAGACCCAGGUCGGGUUAGGGUCCUCAGCUCAGCUUGACCCGACGAAAGCGCAAGCACUCCCACAUUCUCGGCGGCGACAAUUCGAUUUGGAGAGUGGGGGUUCUCAAGAAGAAAGGGAACACAUACUAGGGGUCGAUGAUGGUCUUGAUGAACAAGAGCUCGUCGAUGUACCGAAAAAAACGGAAACUUCCCCGCAGCCGCCUCCGACCACCGACCAGUCGGACGUGGCCGACGUCAGAGGCCGGGGCUUGGGCAUCGACGGUGUCAUCCGACUGUAA
This is a messenger RNA of Pleurotus ostreatus (oyster mushroom), 1008 nucleotides long. RefSeq lists its product as uncharacterized. The transcript has 4 exons. The record is from RefSeq and is a predicted model, not a curated record. Bases 1 to 1008 code for a protein of 335 amino acids. Gene Ontology annotation, biological process: vacuolar transport. NCBI's taxonomy places the organism in Eukaryota, Fungi, Basidiomycota, Agaricomycetes, Agaricales, Pleurotaceae.